Molecule: messenger RNA, 3216 nt
Organism: Dendronephthya gigantea
Lineage: Eukaryota; Metazoa; Cnidaria; Anthozoa; Malacalcyonacea; Nephtheidae
Product: vinculin-like
Exons: 20
Coding region: 117-3044 (975 amino acids)
Biological process (GO): cell adhesion
Molecular function (GO): actin filament binding
Source: RefSeq, a predicted model, not a curated record
UAAAGCAUCUCGUAUGUCAUUUUUCCCCUCCCUCGAAAACUUGGUCACCGUCCGUUUGCCUUUUGAACCCGAGGAUAAACCUUCUCUUCGGCUGACAGUUAUUCGUAAGAUACAUCAUGCCUGUUUUUCAUACAAAGACGAUCGAGGCCAUCUUGGAGCCAGUCGCCCAACAAGUUUCUCAGCUUGUUAUUCUUCAUGAAGAAACCGAGGGUGGCCUGGCAAUGCCAGAUCUGUCAGGUCCUGUCCAAGCAGUUAGCGCCGCAGUUCAAAAUCUUGUCAUGGUUGGGAAACAAACAAUGGAGGACAGUAAAGAUCAGAUUUUGAAGCAAGAAAUGCCUCUUGCCUUCACAAGGGUGGAAGAGUCUUCAUCAUUGCUAGUUGGUGCAACACAGAUAUUUAAGAAUGACCCAACUUCACCAGAGGGAAGAAAAAAGUUACUGGAUGGAGCUAGAGGUAUAUUAUCUGGAACAUCGGCAAUGCUGCUGACGUUUGACGAAGGCGAGGUUCGUAAGAUCGUCGCCGUGUGUCGUGGAGUUAUCAAAUACCUCCAGGUUGCCGAAGUCGUCGAGCGCAUGGAAGAUCUGAUAACAUUUGUGAAAAAUCUCACGCCAGGAGUGACCAACAUGGCGAAGCAAGUGGAAGCACGCGCCAAGGAAUUGACCCAUGUUGCGCAUGCCGAUAUUUUAGACCAGCGGGUGGCAAGCGUGAAGAAGAUGAUCCCAUUAUUAAUUUCGUCCAUCAAGACUUUUGUUACAACUGGAGCAGGUUCUCCCGGUCGCGCUGAAGCCCAAGGCAAUCGUAAUUACAUCAUCGAGAAGAUGUUCGCUGACAUUGAAGAGAUCAUUCGUGUCUUACAACUGACGACAUAUGACGAGGACGAAGGAGAUGAUCCCAUAAAUGACAUGAGAAAAGCUGCUUCAAUCAUUAACAACAAAAUGGAUCUCGCUAAUUCUUGGUUAAACGAUCCAAACGCUGACGCAGGUGGCUUAGGUGAAUCUGCUGUAAGGAACAUCAUCAACCAGGGUCGUCGGGCCGCCGCUUCGGCCUCAGAUCCUGAGAAAUCGCGCAUAGAGAAAGUUUGUAAUGAACUUGAUAAAUUACUCGACGAUCUCGCAGCAUUGAGGAGGCAAGGAAAGGGUACAAGCCCCGAGGCCCAGAGGUUGGCACAGCAGAUCAGAGAGAAGCUGGGUGCGCUACAGAACGAUAUCGACGACGCCAUUCAACAUCAAGCUAUCACUGGAGGGAAGAAACCUAACAUCACAUUCGCUGGCAAACGAGACCAAGUUCAAGAAUGGUUGCAGAAUCCUGCUGGAGACCCUUCUGGUUUGGCUCAGCAAGCAAUCGCUCAGUGUGUUGAAGACGCCAGAAAUUUCGCGAAAAAUUUAUCCGGUCCUGAAAGAGAGGAGAUUCUGGACCUUGCUGACGAUGUUGAACGUCUUUCUAAGAAACUCGCUGACCUCAAGAGACAAGGAAAGGGUAAUUCUCCAGAGGCUCAAGAGAUCGCGCGUCAACUUGAAGGAAAACUUGGAGACCUGGAACGAGCUUUACAACGAGCUGUUGCAGGACGUGUCGGGGAUGAUUUCAUGGAUGUUCAGGGACCUUUGAAACAACUCGAGAGAGCUGCCAAAGCACCAUUAGGCACUCCGAAUCGUGAUGCUGACUUCUCAAACAAAGCAUCGAAUUUCGUCGAACACGGUCAGAGACUCGCCGAAACAGCAAGUCUCGUGGCAAAUUUUGGAGCUUCAACCGCCGACAAACAAUUGCUAGAUCAAAUUAACGCCACAGGACAGGAGAUUCGCAAUCUCACCCCACAAGUUGCGCACGCAGCCAGGGUUCUCCUCAACAAUCCGAACAAUCCCAACGCUCAAGAACACUUUAAAGAAAUGAAGAAACAGUGGAGUGAUCGUGCAGACGCCUUAACCAACCUUGUUGAUCAGGGAACUGACAGGUUGAAAUUCCUCGAAGCGUCAGAGGACGCUAUUAAGCAAGAUUUGGCUGAUCUUAAGUCAGCAGUUUCAGACCAGGAUCCACAGAAAAUUGCCUCAAAGACCUCCAGCGCGGCUAGGCGUGCGAACAGGGUCGUGUCUGUAGCUCAAAUGGAACUUGAUAAUUCCGAGGAUCCACAGUACAUCGCGACUUUGACCAUUCCUCUAGAUGAUCUAUCUGGAAAUAUAACCCCGUUUGUCAACGUGGCUAAGACAGUCGCUACUAACCCAAAUGAUGUGAAUGCUCAAAGAAGAUUGUCCGAUUCUGCGCAGAAGAUCAACGAUUCAGUGAGUGGCAUUCGUCAAGCCGUAGCCCAGAACACGAUGGCCGAGCCCGAACCAGACUUCCCUCCUCCUCCGCCUGAGAUUCCUGAUAUCGUUCCGCAAGUGAGCCAAAUGCACCUCGCAGAGGAAUGUCCCCCACCUCCCAGACCACCUCCUCCAUCAGUUGAAGUGGUAGUUCCACCUCGACCUCCCCCACCAACGGACGUUCCCAUGGAUGCUCAAGUUGUUGAAAUGCUACAGCGCCCGCCUGAGGAUAACCGAAUUGCGAUGGCAGCACAUCAACUCCACAGGGAAACAGUGAGAUGGGAGGAACAAGGGAAUGAGUUAGUUAUGGCCGCCAAAAAGCUUGCCGUAUUGUUUGCGAAAAUUGCCAGAUUCAUGAGCGAGGAUGAAGAUGGUAAAGCUGGUUCAAAGAAAGAGUUGAUAGAGCUUGCCAAACUGAUCGCAAAGGAAAGCAAAGAAGUAGUUAAACUAUCGCGCGCCAUGGCGAACAAAUGCACAGAUAAAUCAAUGAAGAAGAAUUUACUGACAGUUAUUGACAGGAUACCAACCAUUAGUACUCAAUUGAAGAUUGUCGCCACGGUAAAAGCUACUAUGAUUGGAGCCGAUGACGAAGCCGCUGACCAAGAGGCAACGGAAUCAUUGGUGGGCUGCGCCGAAAAUCUCAUGUCAGCGGUCCGUCAAACCGUGCGAGAAAGCGAGGGAGUUGGGGUCAAGAUUCGCAGUGAUAUGGUUCACGGAGUAAAGUUUGUGAGAAGGGAUUACCAACGAUAAGUUUUCAACCGAAAUACUUUAGGGGAGACUUUUAUAAGAAUUUAGAGUAUUUUUUCGAAGACAAUAUUUCAAUAUCUUAGAUUACUAUAUAUUGUAGCGCAAUAAAAAAUUGUAUGAAUUUGAUCUAAUGUAUCCAUUGGGUCAAUUGGAAAUAUAUAAAUAGGGUAUCAAA